AUACAGAACUCCAGGGAGUUGGAGAGUGGAGUGGAAGCUGUUAAUGCACAAAUUUGAGAAAUGUGCCUGAAGCAUAAUUAAAAAGUGAAAACCACCAUCUGGAAGGCGCCAUUGAGACAGUGACUGGGACAAUCCACCCCCAGAAUAUUUGGAAAUCAUCCAGAAUCAAAUUAAGUGUGCAUUGGAUCGAGAUAAACUGAGUAAGAUGCAUUCCCAGGAUGAGGAUGAGAGCCGUGUGCCCAUAUUGCAUGAGUCAGAUCGCCCGGAAGAUGGGGAGGACAACGAAUUGGAUGAGGAGCUGACAGGAUGUGCAGCGUCUCCCUGCUGCAAUCCCAGUCACACGUGUCACAGAUUCAUUGCCCUCAUCUUUAUGUGUCUACUGGGUUUUGGCUCCUACUUCUGCUAUGACAACCCUGGAGCUCUGCAGGACAACUUCAAGAACGACCUAGGCAUGUCAACCAGUCAAUUCGUAAUGCUCUACUCUAUCUACUCUUGGCCCAACGUUGUACUUUGUUUCAUCGGAGGCUUCCUCCUGGACAGAGUGUUUGGCAUCCGUUUUGGAACCAUAAUCUACAUGUUCAUCCUCUUGAUAGGCCAGCUCCUGUUUGCCAUGGGUGGCAUUCUCAACAUGUUCUGGUUGAUGGUUGUCGGACGUUUUAUAUUCGGCAUUGGAGCAGAAUCUCUGGCAGUAGCUCAGAAUAACUACGCAGUUUUGUGGUUUAAAGGCAAGGAACUGAAUAUGGUGUUCGGAUUGCAGCUGUCCUUUGCCCGAUUGGGUAGCACUGUGAAUUUUCUGGUGAUGGAACCUGUCUACAAGUAUGUCAAUCAGUUCUACAAGGGUCACAUGUGCGCAGGGGUUGUUCUCCUGCUUGCUUCCCUCACCUGCGUAAUGUCCAUGAUCUGUGCUCUGGUCUUGGGCUGGAUGGAUGGUAGAGCUCAGAGGAUUUUAAAAAGAAAUGACAAUCCCACCGGAGAAAUAGCCAAACUUACUGAUGUUAAAACAUUCCGAGUAACUUUCUGGAUGGUUUCAGUGAUCUGUGUGGCUUACUACGUAGCUAUCUUUCCUUUUAUUGCCUUGGGCAAGGUCUUCUUCAUCCGGAAAUUUGAUUAUUCUCCCGAAGAUGCAAAUACUGUUAAUUCAAUUGUCUACAUCAUUUCUGCCAUUGCUAGUCCUCUUAUGGGAUUAGUUGUGGAUAAGACUGGGAAAAAUGUUCUUUGGGUAUUUGUAUCUAUCAUAACGACUAUUGUUGCCCAUGCAAUCCUCGGAUUCACCUUUGCUAAUCCAUAUAUUGGUGUGAUUAUUAUGGGAAUGGGUUAUUCGAUGCUUGCAAGCAGUCUUUGGCCUUUAGUGGCUCUUAUUGUUCCUGAAUACCAGCUGGGAACGGCUUAUGGAAUUUGUCAAUCUGUACAGAAUCUCGGACUUGCUGUCAUUUCUAUGUUGGCUGGAAUGGUUGUUGAUCAUGGAGGUUUCAUGAUGCUGGAGAUCUUCUUCAUGGGAUGGCUUUCUGUAGCCCUUAUUGCAACCAUUGUUAUCUGGCUGUAUGAUAUAAACAACAAAGGUAUCCUCAAUCUAACGCCAGGUCAGAGGGAAAAUCAUCCGGAUAAUCUCUUAAACAUUGGAAAAUUUUCUCAUGCUGAAGUUGAACAUAUCGAAGCACCAUCUGCUGCUGGAACUUCCUAUUCUCCAACUUCCGUGCGAAAUAGAUUUGCUGGGCAUCCCGAUCAACAGCCCCUUCUUCCGGACUAAGCCACAAUAUUUUAAAACAGGAAAAACCAAAAUCCGGAUUGCCCAAAAAAAAUGUAGUCUUUAUUGUGACCGUGUUGUGAGUCUACACAAAAAAUAUUUUAUCGGAAUGAUGGCAAGAGCUAAGGAAAGCAUUUUUUUUUUCCAAAAGAAAAACCAAUCAAAGAUGUUAAUUAUAUUGAAUGUUGAGCCAAAUUAAUGACACAAUCUUAAGGAAUAUACCGUAUCACUCUAUAGAGAAAUUUUUUAUCAUAAGAUUAUCUAGAAGAUGUUUGUAAAAUAAUGUUUAAUUAUAUUUUUUAAAAGUGUAACAUUAUAUAUUUUUUAGUUAAGCUUUUCUUUUCUCGUGUUUUUUUUUUGCUAUAAUCUCUUUACAUUCAACGAUAAACUCUCAGUAUUUAUUUUUAAAUGGCUGGGGCAAAAAUAAUGUAGAAUCUACAUGCAAGAUGUAACUAUUUGUGCAAACAUUCCAAAUUACUGCAGGAGGUGAUUUUAGCAAGUUUUCGGGCAUAUCCAUGAAUUCCAGAUUCCUUUCUAAUCCUAACAGUUUAGCCAUUUACUCCAGGAUCUUAUUGCUGUCCGGUAACUUCAGAGUCACCUCCUGAGUUUGUGAUAUUUUGCUGUGUGCAGAGAAAUGCCCUUCUUUAAUAUAUUUUUUUGUUAUUAAAAGCUCUAUGUGCCAGGAUAAAUAAAUGGAGAUCUUUAAGAA
Molecule: messenger RNA, 2453 nt
Organism: Phlebotomus papatasi
Lineage: Eukaryota; Metazoa; Arthropoda; Insecta; Diptera; Psychodidae
Product: major facilitator superfamily domain-containing protein 1-like
Exons: 5
Coding region: 206-1747 (513 amino acids)
Biological process (GO): transmembrane transport
Cellular component (GO): lysosome
Molecular function (GO): transmembrane transporter activity
Source: RefSeq, a predicted model, not a curated record